Olea europaea var. sylvestris is the source of this 1492-nucleotide messenger RNA. RefSeq lists its product as uncharacterized. NCBI's taxonomy places the organism in Eukaryota, Viridiplantae, Streptophyta, Magnoliopsida, Lamiales, Oleaceae. The coding region runs from base 109 to 1296 and encodes 395 amino acids. The record is from RefSeq and is a predicted model, not a curated record. Gene Ontology annotation, molecular function: DNA-binding transcription factor activity. The transcript is spliced from 5 exons.
UAUCUUCAAGAAUAUGGUAGAGGAUAUGGUGGAUGGUUUGCCAUAUUUAAUAUCCCGUUUGGGCUCUCCUUUAAAUUUCAAGAUUUAUAUUUAAGCUUAAAAGGGAAAAUGGGUAAAGAAGAAAACAUGGAUUUGAGCGGUUGUAGUGGUGGCGGCGGUGGCGGUAGAUCGAAAAAGGAGAAGCAAAAAAAAGUUCCACGGAGAGGAUUAGGUGUGGCUCAAUUGGAAAAGAUUAGAUUGGAACAAAAAAAAAAUGAUGCAACAUUAAUAGCAGCUAAUCUUUUGGCCAAAUCAAUUGUUUCACUUUCUUCAAAUUCAAUCCCUUUAGCCCCACCAUCACCAAAUGAUCUUCCUUCGCCUAAUUCUACAUAUAAUCUUUCCCAAUCAAUUCCAUAUAUUGAGUUUUUACAUCCGAAUUCAGUUCAAUUCUCGAAGCCAUUGAUUGUGAGUGGAGGGGAAAUAGGUUUGGAGCAUGGCAGUUGGCCUAGAUUGUGGAAUGGUGAGUACAAUCUUGAAGGGAGAAAUCUUCAUAGAUUCACCAUUCAAGCUCAUACGAUUUUUCCAUAUGAGUCGAACCCUUUUGGGGUUUUGCCUCUUCCGAGUGCACAACAAAGAGUACAUCAAUUCCAGCCACCAACUUCUUCAUCAAUGGGGAAUGCCUAUUCAGGGAUUUCAUCAUCAUCUGUGUUAGAUUUUCAGAUAGAGCCCCCUUCAAACCAAAGUUAUCUUGGCAACAAUUAUAGACUAUUUUGGCCAGAGGAGGAGAAGAUGGUUGGCGGCAUAAAGAGGUCAUAUCCCUUCUCUAUGGAAACUCCUCCAGCCCCUUCUUUCCAUGGAAAAUUUCAUCCCAAAUAUCUAAUCUCCAUUUCGGGAUCAGAUGAAACUGGUUCGUGUAGCAAUGGAUGCACCACACAGAUGGAACCAAGCAUUAAAAAAUGCAGCAGAGAGAACCCUUCGACCCCAGGUCCCCUGCCCGAGCAAAAUCCGAAUGAAGUAACUAGAGAAAAUAGAGGUCUGAAUGGAGAUUUUCUCACAUUGGCUCCUCCAGUUGCUUCCUUUCCUCUGAUCUCAAGACAUAAGCAUCCGUACGCAUAUUCAGGCCAUCAGGAGCAAGAAUUAUCUGAUCUCGAAUACAUUCACAGUCAGGGAAGUGCCAAAGAUCCAGAACGAAGAUCGAUCCAACAACUGCCUUUUACCUUUUUCCCGUCCAAGGUACAAAUCGGACAAGGAUCAAGCUGUUUUGAUUAUGCCAAUGGUGAAAAACGAGAAACAGUUGAUCUCGAUCUAAAGCUAUAGAGACUCUCGGUCUUGUGGUAAUCUUAUCAGUGCAAGUGUGUGAUGUCUCAUUAAAUGGAUUGUGUUAGUCCUUUUUCAUGUUUUCGCGAAUAUGGAGCUGAUUAUGUAAGAAUAGAGCCUUGUGCGAUGAAUUCUUGGCAUUAAUAGGAAAAAGAUGGAGAGAUAAAGAGUGAAUUUUGUUUGUUUGAAGCUAUGU